Candoia aspera is the source of this 948-nucleotide messenger RNA. RefSeq names its product olfactory receptor 5P56-like. Gene Ontology annotation, cellular component: plasma membrane. The record is from RefSeq and is a predicted model, not a curated record. Gene Ontology annotation, molecular function: olfactory receptor activity; G protein-coupled receptor activity. The transcript has a single exon. Gene Ontology annotation, biological process: detection of chemical stimulus involved in sensory perception of smell; G protein-coupled receptor signaling pathway. NCBI's taxonomy places the organism in Eukaryota, Metazoa, Chordata, Lepidosauria, Squamata, Candoiidae. Bases 1 to 948 code for a protein of 315 amino acids.
AUGAUAGAAGCUGAGAACUUCACCUCUGUCAAGGAAUUCAUCUUGCUGGGACUCUCCAGCCACAGAAAAAUCCAUGUUCUGCUCUUUCUGGUCAUUCUCAUCAUCUACUCACUUACAGUUUUGGGGAACCUGCUGAUCAUCAUAUUGGUGCAGGCUGAUGUACAACUGAACACUCCUAUGUACUAUUUUCUUUCUCAUCUUGCAGUGAUUGAAAUAUGUUAUGUCACCAGCACCAUGCCCCUAAUGUUAUCUCAUCUCGUGGCUGGAAAUGGAGCCAUCUCCUUCCCAUUCUGCAUUACCCAGAUAUAUGUUGUGGGAUCCAUGGCUACUACUGAGUCUUUGCUAUUGGGCGUCAUGGCUUAUGACCGCUACCUGGCCAUCUGCCAUCCCUUAACAUAUGCUGUUGUCAUGGACAAGCGCUGCCAGUUGCAGUUUGCUUUAGCCUGCUGGAUAAUUGCUCCUCUGCUCUGUGGCAUCUGUGAUGUCUUCCUGGUUUGCCAAACUUACUGUGGUCCCAAUCAGAUCAACCACUUCAUGUGUGAGAUUCCUGCGGUGCUGAAACUUUCAUGUGGUGAGACACAAAUUGUUGAGAACAUUAUUUCUGGGGUAGGAGCCUUCCUCCUUCUGCUUCCCUUUUGUGUCAUCCUGACCUCUUAUGCGCUCAUUCUUUAUUCUGUAUCACACAUGAAGUCUACAGCUGGACAGCAUAAAGCUUUCUCUACAUGUGGCUCCCAUCUCCUUGUGGUGACCUUGUUUUAUGGCCCUGGCAUUUUUAUGUAUGUAAUUCCAAAAUCAAACUCAGCUCCUGAUCGUAAUAAGCAAACUGCAAUUUUCUAUGUUCUGAUCACCCCUCUGCUUAACCCUAUCAUUUAUACUCUAAGGAACAAAGACAUCCAUAGGGCGGUAAGAAAGAUAAUGCAAAGAAAAGACUUUGAGCAGAAAACAUGA